Nerophis ophidion (straightnose pipefish) is the source of this 1475-nucleotide messenger RNA. It is a transcript of the gene drap1, whose product is annotated as DR1-associated protein 1 (negative cofactor 2 alpha). The record is from RefSeq and is a predicted model, not a curated record. Gene Ontology annotation, molecular function: core promoter sequence-specific DNA binding; transcription coactivator activity; protein heterodimerization activity. Gene Ontology annotation, biological process: negative regulation of transcription by RNA polymerase II; transcription by RNA polymerase II; positive regulation of transcription by RNA polymerase II. Gene Ontology annotation, cellular component: negative cofactor 2 complex; nucleus. Lineage: Eukaryota; Metazoa; Chordata; Actinopteri; Syngnathiformes; Syngnathidae. The coding region runs from base 207 to 803 and encodes 198 amino acids. The transcript is spliced from 7 exons.
CGCUAAUCGGACGGACGUUAGGACCCUGCGGGAAACCAUCAACGCAGCCUGGCUACACAGCCGAGUAACGACGUGCUAACUAGCUAGCUAGCUAGCCGGUCGCUUUGCCCAGCUCGGCAGGAGGAUUCCCCCCAUAUGCCUAAGUAUUAAUAACCCGGCGUUGGUGUUUACUUUUAUUUUCUGUUCACCACCCGGGCUGUUUAACUAUGCCGAGUAAAAAGAAGAAAUAUAACGCCAGGUUCCCUCCGGCAAGAAUUAAGAAGAUUAUGCAAACAGACGAAGAAAUUGGCAAAGUGGCUGCAGCAGUACCUGUUAUUAUUUCGAGAGCCCUGGAGCUUUUCCUAGAGUCACUGCUGACAAAGGCUUGUGAUGUCACCCAGUCCAAGAACGCAAAGACGAUGACGACGUCUCACUUGAAGCAGUGCAUCGAACUGGAGCAGCAGUUUGAUUUCUUGAAAGACCUGGUGGCAACCGUGCCCGACAUGCAGGGAGAGGGGGACGAAAACCACGCCGAGGCAUCGGGCGACAAAGUCUCUCGCCGUGGUCGAAAGCGUGGGUCUGGUCACAAAAACGGUGGAUCGGGAUCCAAGGGCAAGGACAAGAAGCUGUCCGGCACCGAGUCGGAGCAGGAGGAGGACUCCGAGGACAGCGAGACAGACGGUGAUGAAGAGGACGGGUCUCAGUCGAGCACAAAUCUGCAAGCUGCAUCCAAAUUCCACAGGAGCCUUUUGGCCAUGGAGACCAGCUGCUGGGUGUCUGCCACACCGGAGUCAGUUUGGAGGGACUGGAUGAGAUGCGGAUGAGGGGACAGGGCUGCGGAGCUAGCACUGAGCGCUGGGACGGAGAAGCUUUGCGGUGUCUUGGCUGGGUGAGCAGGUGUCGGACACCUCAGUCUCCUUGGGCGUGUCCUCGCUCAUCCAUGCGGACUGGACACUGGCCGAGAAUGGAGUCGGCUUUGUUGGGUCUGCUCCUGUCUCUGGCCAUGCUCCCUCCAUCCCAGCAGACGAUGGAGUGGAACGCCGCAGAGGCCACCACAGUGUAUAUGUUUCUUGUACUUUUUAUUCAUAGCUGUAUGUAGAAGUGUCUGGUUGUAUCUGCUGCAUUAUUGCUUUUUAUGUCCUUUUUGUUCUUUGAUGUUUGAUGUUUCCCUCUUACACACAUGUAAGAGGGAUGUGUACUAUGGCUAUGAGUUGUUUUUUUCCCUUGGUCUCAGUCUGCUCCCCCUCUCCAGGGCCCAGGCUAAGACCGAUUUUUUUAAAUUUUAUUUUAAUCUUCUAUUUUUUUCUCCCAUUCCCCCCCCUUGUUUACCUGUAUCUCAUCUUUUUUGUAAGGGGCGCUGGAAGCCGGCAGACCCGUCAGCGAUCCUGUUCUGUCUCCCUGUAAUGUUUGUUUGAUAUUGAAUGGGAUUGUGCUGAAAACUUAAAUUUUCCUGAGGGAACUCUCCUGACUGAAUAAAUAAAGUACUAUCUAAUCCA